AUGCCGAUUACACAGGAGCGAGGCGUGGGGAAAGCCGCGCGCGCGCGCGCACUGGGGCUGCAGGUGCACGGGGAGCACCCGGCGCAGGUGCUCGCGGGCGACAGCCGGGGUCCGGAGCACCCGGAGCGUCUCCGAAACGGUGGUCCAGACAGCGUCGUCUCGUCAUUUUAUCCUGAGAGGGCGAUGCUGCUAGUGCGUGCCCAAAAAACGGCGGGGCUGGGCGCGGGGUGCUCUCGCAUGGGGCUCACGCUGGGUUCAGGCUAUGACGCAAACGAACGCCAUGGCGUGGGGAGUGAACGUGCGAACUCCAGCCUUCGCCUGCCCCGCGGCUCCUGGGUGCGCGCGGGCCCCGAGGAGGGCUGGGGUUUAUGUAGCGUGGCCGCUCCGUCUGCACCGGCUCCCGCCAUGGUGGAGCACCCGGGGUCAGCCUUAACCCCACGCCACCGCCGUGGACUAUGGCAUCGCCACCGGCGUGGCGUUCGAGAAUGUUUAGGAAGAGUCGAAUUUAUUUUUCCCAUUUGCAAAAGCAAAUUUGCUCCUAAGCUGAACCGUCGCAAGUCGUGUUUCAUCCCAGAAAAUGCUGGGAUGCUCUAUCACAGGGGAGAGCGGCACGGGCUGCGCUGCUCCGACACCGGGCCGACACAGGCAAGCGCAGAAGCAGUGUUUGCGGGUGGGUUCGCACGGCAGCCACUGCUGGACGAGUUGGCAGCAUGUGAGAGCCACGGUGAAGACCAGCAAGGGUUAGGAAACUCCAGGCUGACAGGUUCACCUGCAGGUGGUAAGGGGCCCAAACAGAAGGUGACACCAGAGUCUUUUCCAUUUAGAAUAGGAAAAGUUGGAAAUCAGAAGCGAGUCGUCGGUGUGCUGCUGGGCUCGUGGCAGAAGAAAAUACUGGAUGUGUCCAACAGUUUUGCAGUACCUUUUGAUGAGGAUGACAAGGAUGAUACUGUGUGGUUUCUGGACCAUGACUAUCUGGAGAACAUGUACGGAAUGUUUAAGAAGGUCAACGCUAGAGAAAGAAUAGUUGGUUGGUACCACACGGGCCCUAAACUGCACAAGAACGACAUCGCCAUCAAUGAACUGAUGAAAAGAUACUGUCCUAACUCCGUGUUGGUGAUUAUUGAUGUGAAGCCAAAGGACCUGGGGCUGCCCACAGAAGCUUAUAUUUCAGUUGAAGAAGUUCACGAUGAUGGCACUCCGACCUCCAAGACGUUCGAGCAUGUGACUAGCGAGAUCGGAGCCGAGGAGGCAGAGGAAGUUGGUGUUGAACACUUGCUACGGGAUAUCAAGGAUACAACGGUGGGCACUCUGUCCCAGCGGAUCACGAAUCAGGUCCAUGGCUUGAAGGGACUGAACUCCAAGCUUCUGGACAUCAGGAGCUACCUAGAGAAAGUCGCCAUGGGCAAACUCCCCAUCAAUCACCAGAUCAUCUACCAUCUUCAGGACGUCUUCAACCUGCUACCAGACGUCAACCUGCAAGAGUUUGUCAAGGCCUUUUAUCUGAAGACCAAUGACCAGAUGGUGGUAGUUUAUCUGGCUUCUCUUAUCCGCUCCGUGGUUGCCCUGCACAACCUCAUUAACAACAAGAUUGCCAACAGGGAUGCAGAGAAGAAAGAAGGACAGGAAAAAGAAGAAAGUAAAAAGGAGAGAAAAGAUGAGAAGGAGAAAGACAAGGAGAAAAGUGACGUCAAGAAAGAGGAGAAAAAGGAGAAAAAGUAAAAUGUGUAGUUUUUUUAUUUGUAAAUUAAAAAUGUUGUAAACUAAA
Messenger RNA from Opisthocomus hoazin, 1765 nucleotides. The record is from RefSeq and is a predicted model, not a curated record. Lineage: Eukaryota; Metazoa; Chordata; Aves; Opisthocomiformes; Opisthocomidae.